Messenger RNA from Penicillium bovifimosum, 1095 nucleotides. RefSeq names its product 3-isopropylmalate dehydrogenase LEU2 (gene leu2A). The coding region runs from base 1 to 1095 and encodes 364 amino acids. Lineage: Eukaryota; Fungi; Ascomycota; Eurotiomycetes; Eurotiales; Aspergillaceae. The record is from RefSeq and is a predicted model, not a curated record. Gene Ontology annotation, biological process: L-leucine biosynthetic process. The transcript has 6 exons. Gene Ontology annotation, molecular function: magnesium ion binding; 3-isopropylmalate dehydrogenase activity; NAD binding. Gene Ontology annotation, cellular component: cytosol.
AUGGCUUCCUACAAUAUCGUUGUCUUUGGUGGUGAUCACUGUGGUCCCGAGGUGACCGCCGAGGGUGUCAAGAUCCUCCGCGUCAUUGAGAAAGCCCGUGGUAUUACUUUCAACCUGCAAGACCAUCUGCUCGGCGGCGCUUCCAUCGAUGCCACCGGCUCACCUUUGACCGACGAGGCUCUCAACGCCGCCAAGAACGCCGACGCCGUUCUCCUCGGUGCCAUUGGAGGUCCGAAAUGGGGCACCGGCGCCGUGCGCCCGGAACAGGGUAUCCUGAAGCUUCGCAAGGAGAUGGGCACAUUCGGCAACCUGCGUCCGUGCAACUUCGCCGCCCCCUCGCUGGUCGAGAGCUCGCCAUUGAAGGCGGAUGUCUGCCGCGGCGUCGACUUCAACAUCAUCCGUGAACUGACCGGCGGUAUCUACUUCGGCGACCGCAAGGAAGACGACGGGUCCGGAUAUGCCAUGGAUACCGAGCCCUACUCGCGUCACGAGAUCGAGCGCAUCAUUCGUCUUGCCGCCAACCUCGCCCUGCAGCACAACCCGCCCCUGCCUGUGUGGAGCUUGGAUAAGGCUAAUGUGCUCGCUACUAGCCGUCUGUGGCGUAAGGUCGUUACGGAGAUUAUGGAGAAGGAGUACCCCCAGGUCUCGAUUGGUCACCAUCUUAUUGAUUCGGCUGCUAUGCUCAUGAUCAAGGAUCCGCGCAAGCUGAACGGUAUCGUUGUUACUAGCAAUCUGUUCGGUGAUAUCAUUAGCGACGAGGCUAGUGUUAUCCCCGGUUCUCUGGGUCUGCUUCCCAGUGCUAGUUUGAGUGGUAUUCCUGAUGGCAAGAGCCGUGUUAACGGUAUCUACGAGCCUAUUCACGGUUCCGCUCCCGAUAUUGCUGGCAAGGGCAUUGUCAACCCCGUCGCCACUAUCCUGUCCGUCGCCAUGAUGAUGCAGUACUCUUUCAACAUGAUCGACGUGGCUCGCUUGAUCGAGAAGGCCGUCAGCAACGUCAUCGAGGCUGGUGUCCGCACUGGCGACAUUGGUGGCACAGCCAAGACCACUGAGGUUGGCGAUGCCGUUGCCGCCGAGCUGGAGAAGCUGCUUAAGUAG